GAGCAAUGUGUUCCGUUUUGUUUUUUCGCAUUUGGUUGGCAUUUCUACCGAGUAGGUCCGUUUCGAAGAGAAAUUUGAAACUUUACAUCCGUCAUCCAUUUUAUUCACGGUGAGCGACGAGCGUCGUAUUUAGCAACAGCAAGGCAAUAUCCGUAAAAUAUAGUGCUAACCAUAACCAAAAGCCGGAAAAACACAUAAGAAAAACUUAUUCUACGGAAUUUAAAAUGGAUCACGUAGAUAAUGAUGGUUUUGUGGAUGUUUACACGGAUGGCGCAUGCUCCUCAAAUGGUAGGAGCGAAGCUCGUGCCGGCUAUGGAGUCUAUUGGGGAGAUAACCAUCCCCUAAACACCAGCGAGCCAGUGUCUGGCCGAGCCACUAACAACCGUGGAGAAAUACAAGCGGCAACUAAAGCCAUAAAACAGGCACUGGAUAAUGGAGUCACUAAACUUGCUAUAAAUACUGAUUCCAAAUUCCUAAUUAAUUCUGCUACGAAGUGGAUGCCAGGUUGGAAACAACAGGGCUGGAAACUUCAGUCUGGGGAGCCAGUGAAAAACGAGCGUGAUUUUAAGGAGUUGGACAGAGUUCAACACAAACUUCAGGUCAAGUGGAAUUAUGUGGGAGCUCACAGUGGAGUCCAUGGCAACGAGAUGGCGGAUCAACUUGCAAAAGAAGGCGCUUCUAAGUACCGCAAAUGGUAGUUAUAACUACUACCUGUAUUAAAAAGAUUUUUUAUAUUUUUGUGUGCUCUAGAUAUUUAAUUUUCUUUUUAUUUUUAUACUAAGUACUGAGCCAUAUAUUGAUUAGAAGAUAAGUACUCAAUCUUAAAUGUUCCACUAAUGAAAAGCAUAAAUUAUUCAGGUAACUACUUGGCUAGCUUUUUCAAACUGUUGUAGGUAGGAAAUCUGAAGAUGAUAAGAUUUUGUUUGUUGUUUGCAUUAUCUAAAAUCUGCUGGACAGUACCUAAUUAGGUAUUCUGUAGUUUUCUAACUUUAUUAAAUGUUUCUCGAUAUUAAUUAUAGAAUUUAAGUUUUGCUUUGCUUCUCUUGAUAUCAUGCUAUCUUUUUAACUUGUAAGUAAAGCUAUUAAAAUUAAAUAUGACAAAAUA
This is a messenger RNA of Manduca sexta (tobacco hornworm), 1105 nucleotides long. Its product is annotated as ribonuclease H1. The transcript is spliced from 2 exons. Gene Ontology annotation, molecular function: nucleic acid binding; RNA-DNA hybrid ribonuclease activity. The coding region runs from base 225 to 698 and encodes 157 amino acids. Lineage: Eukaryota; Metazoa; Arthropoda; Insecta; Lepidoptera; Sphingidae. The record is from RefSeq and is a predicted model, not a curated record. Gene Ontology annotation, biological process: DNA replication, removal of RNA primer.